AUGGCAUCAGCGGCAGCAAGCACGGCGGCCGCGGCCACGACUCAGGCCGCACGCGGGGGCUUCUUCCGACGACGCAUCGCCACGCCCAUCAAGGAGGGUACGCAAGCGCUGAUUCGCGACUACCGCGAUGUUUUUGUCAACAUGGCCAAGGAUGCUCGUGAUCGGCCCUUCCUGGCCGCGCUGAAGCUUGCCGCAGCCGGUACCCUGGCCUACGCUUGUGUCGAGACACCAGACGAGCACAGCUUUGAGAGCCGCCUGAUGGAUUCGGCCUCGGACAUUAUCGAAUGCGCCGGUGUUCACAACGAAAAGUCAAACAACUAUGUGCAGCGACUGAUGGCCCUCCGUGGUGAGGGCCGCCUGGGCUAUCUCUACCUCGGCCCCUGUGCCAUCAUGUAUGAGAAACGCAAAAAGGAAGGUACCGAGGUUUUUGCCGCAGACUACAUGCCCUGGCGCCUUGAAAUCAAAUGGAUCUGGGACCACAUUAUUGAAUGGGGCUAUUUUCAGCAGUGGCCUCAACUUGAAGCCAUGAUGGUCGAUUAUGACAUUGUGGAUGAGUAG
Messenger RNA from Monosiga brevicollis MX1, 558 nucleotides. RefSeq lists its product as uncharacterized. The record is from RefSeq and is a predicted model, not a curated record. The transcript has a single exon. The coding region runs from base 1 to 558 and encodes 185 amino acids. NCBI's taxonomy places the organism in Eukaryota, Choanoflagellata, Craspedida, Salpingoecidae. Gene Ontology annotation, cellular component: TIM22 mitochondrial import inner membrane insertion complex. Gene Ontology annotation, biological process: protein insertion into mitochondrial inner membrane.